Aspergillus chevalieri is the source of this 2238-nucleotide messenger RNA. RefSeq lists its product as uncharacterized. The transcript is spliced from 6 exons. Gene Ontology annotation, biological process: regulation of DNA-templated transcription. Gene Ontology annotation, molecular function: zinc ion binding; DNA-binding transcription factor activity, RNA polymerase II-specific. The record is from RefSeq and is a predicted model, not a curated record. NCBI's taxonomy places the organism in Eukaryota, Fungi, Ascomycota, Eurotiomycetes, Eurotiales, Aspergillaceae. The coding region runs from base 1 to 2238 and encodes 745 amino acids.
AUGGGUCGCAAACCGAACCAGCUUAUCCUCGAGUUUUUCAUUCGCGGCCAGAAGCUCGAGGACGCCAGUAACCGCUACCAACACACAUGCAAGGCCUGCGGCGAGAAAUUCCCCAAAGGUCGCAUCGAUAGCUUAACCAACCAUCUGGUCAAGAAAUGUCAGGCCAUUCCCCUCCGUGACCGGCAACGCGUCCUGCUACGACUCCAUGAACUCCCCGACCUGGCCGACGGCGAUCCAAACAAAGAUCCGAACCUGGCAAGGGCGGCCAAGGGCAAGGGUGUUGACGAUCUGCCUUUCACCACCCGUCAGAACUUUGAUGGUCUGAACGUGUUGGCUGAGGCAUCGAGGCAGGUGGGCGCGUCCGAUCAUGGUAAACGGGGUCAGGGGGGUAAUAAUGGCAACAAUGGGGGGAACAACAAUGGGACUCCCGCAUACACUCAGUCCACUGUCGGGGGUAAGACUGUUGUCGUCGAUCCAGCGCUCGAGGCAGAGGGCUUCCAGGGUAAUGCGAUUCAGCCUGAUAAUCUUGAAGAGGACAUUAAACCACAAAUCCCAGACUCCCCGCAACCCAGCGCGUCCGGCAUUCCCGCUCUCCCCAAUACCUCGCAAGACCAACCGUCCUCCGCAUCCCCUCAAUUGGGUGAGACGUCAUUGACACCCGAUCCUGGGGCGAAUGCUCGCCAGUCGCAAUUGUCGAUGAUUGCCGCGUCGGCCAGUGAGAUGGUCCCACAGGGCUUAUCAUUGGACCACGACGGUGCAGGUCUUGGAGAGGGUCUUUCCAGACUACCGCCUUGGAACCAACAGCUCUCUACCCACGAACAGCUCCUCUUCGAAAGCCUUCAAGAACACGAUCCCUCGUUGACCGCUGCCACGCAGCGGGCCGCCACUUUCCCUCGUCCGAUUGCUAUGAACCCGAGCUCCCAGGCCAAGGGGUUCGUUAAUGAAUUCGGUAACUCGACCAAACCGUCAAAACCCAAGGUGCGCGGGCGAUUUUCUGCGGCUCGUCGUAGGGAGGUUCAGGAGGUUAGGAAACGGGGUGCUUGCAUCCGUUGUCGUAUGCUUAAGAAGCCAUGCUCCGGUGACAGCCCGUGUACCACUUGCGCCAGCGUUGAAAGCGCGCGUCUUUGGAAGCAUCCCUGCAUCAGGACUCGUAUUGCUGAAGAAUUCGAACUUUACAACGCAAACCUGCACGCGACUCUUGCCUACCAUGACGUGAGCAGUAUCCGAAAUCAAGUUAAGUUCGAGCACUAUGCUGGUCGCAUCGAAGUGACGCAUUUUGAAGAGAGCAUGAUCUUUGUCACAUUUAGUGGUCUCCAAGGGCACAAGCCGUCCGUGUCAGCAUUGGACCCGCAGCUUCAAGGCCUUGGAGAAGACCAAUUUCAGGGGCCUUUGCACGAGCUGCAUCUACUCGACAGUGAUGCAGAUGACCUGCCGGGCAAGCUUGAAAUGUACAUUAAAAAGACUGCUCCGUUCUUCUACGAGCGAGAAGCGUCCGAUUUUAUGAAGCCUACUCUGCUGCUGGCCUCAGAGUUGAGCCAAGUGAAGAAGGACACUCUCCUGGAACGUGUGCUUGAGCUCUGGGUUGCAACACACAUCCUGGUCGACUCUGAACUCCGUUGGAAGACAUACUGCAACCCCACUCUGCCGCCAACCUCGAUGCACUCUCUUGCACAACCAUCCGACGACGGACGUAUGCCGAUUGACGAGAUCACCAACGCAGAAUCGUAUUCGCUUCUAUGCAGCCAGCUACGCGCAGCGACAGAAAAGCGCGCCUCGCAGCUCAGCAAGUCCGUGAUGAACGACCUCGAGCGCAGACUCCUUCAGCGCCAGCAAAGCGGCUGGUUCGAAACUUUCCUGGUGGCCCUUAUCCUUCUGAACUGCGUGGAGCGGGCUUGUUGGCUCUUCCGUUCCUGGGACGAUGAAGCCUUUACGCAACGUUGGCCACUGGACAAGCGCCCUCCAUACUAUUCCAACCAAGGCGACCGCUUCUCGGACAUUCUGCAUAUGUUGCUGAAGAUGCGCAGUUUGCCGCCAAAGGCAACUCCACGACCGGACACGGGGUUUUUGAAGGCUGUGGAUGGUAGUGAUGAGAACGCUGCGAGAUGGUUUGAGAUGGUUCAAGUUUCUCCCAUCUACCUUGAACAACGACAAGCUGCCAUGUUCGAUCCGAAUGACUCGCGGUCAUUUGAUUUGCGAUAUGGGGCGAAAUUGCUGCCACCGGCUAAUAUUUAUGCAUGA